This is a messenger RNA of Racocetra fulgida, 582 nucleotides long. The record is from the annotation of a GenBank genome assembly. Lineage: Eukaryota; Fungi; Glomeromycota; Glomeromycetes; Diversisporales; Gigasporaceae.
ACACCUACCCUCAUCGAUUUACCUCAACGAAAAGAUAAAAAUGAAUCCAAUAUUUAUGCACAAGGAAUGAGUCAAUCUAGUGUUGCUCUCUCUCCUGCAACUAAAAUUCAUCUUGCUCCAACCGUAAAUGCUCAUAAGUUCUGGAAUUAUGUUAUUCAUGUUAUUGGGGUUGGCGAUAUGUCAAUUGCUGUUGAAAUGGUAUCAAUUGAAGCACUUUCGGCCAAUGUCACUCGUAUAGCCUUUAAUUACAGAUCAUAUUAUGAAGCUGGACAAUACAUGUUUGUAAACUUUCCGAAUCUCAAUGUACCAGUAUCUUUAAUUGCAUGGCAUCCUGUAUCUUUCUCUUCGGCGCCUGCAGUAGAUGAUAUAAAUCCUGAUACCAUACAUAUGAAAGUUCAAGGAUCAUUUACACGUCGAUUAUUCGCUAAAUCACAGGAAGGGAUGUAUAAUGUUCCUCUGAAAAUGAAAGUUGAUGGACCAUAUGGAAAACCAAGUCUUGACUUUUUACAAUACCGAACUGUUAUGUUGGUGGCUGGUGGUAUUGGUAUUACUCCAAUGAUUAUGAAUAUGGAUGGUACCUGA